AUGGCUGCGCUGCGGAGGCUUCUGUGGCCGCCGCCCCGGCUCCUACCUCCGCUCUCGCCUCACCAGCCCCUUCCUGGGCCUUGGGGGCUGCCUGCGGGGAUAGCACCGAGCCCCACAGGCCGGCCCUUCUCCUGCCGGAAGGAGGACGAGGGGGCCGUGGCUGAGGCGGCGUGGAGGCGGCGGCGGCGGCGCUGGGGCGAGCUGAGCAUCGCGGCGGCGGCCGGCGGGGGGCUGGUGGGCCUCGUGUGCUACCAGCUGUACGGGGACCCCCGGGCCGAGCCGGCGCCGGGACGCCCCUCUGAGAGCCCGGCGGGAGCGCCCGACGACCCGACCCGCGCCCGGGGGCUGCUCCCCAUGCCGGUCGCGGCUGCCAAGGAGACGGUUGCUACGGGCAGAACAGACACGGAAGACUUAGACCUCUACACAACCUCACGGGAGCGGCGAUUUCGUUUAUUUGCUUCUAUAGAAUGUGACGGGCAGUUGUUCAUGACUCCGUAUGAUUUUAUUUUGGCUGUUACAACAGAUGAGCCCAAAUAUGCUAAAACAUGGAAAUCACUUUCCAAACAGGAAUUAAAUCAAAUGCUUUCAGAAACACCACCAGUUUGGAAAGGAUCGUCGAAGCUGUUUCGAAAUCUUAAAGAAAAAGGUGUGAUUUCAUACACAGAAUAUCUUUUUCUUUUAUGUAUUUUAACAAAGCCACAUGCAGGUUUUAGAAUAGCUUUCAACAUGUUUGACACAGAUGGCAAUGAAAUGGUGGAUAAAAAGGAAUUUUUGGUGCUUCAAGAGAUAUUCAGGAAAAAAAAUGAGAAGAGAGAAACUAAAGGAGAUGGAGAAAAACGUGCACUGCUGCGUCUUCAACUUUAUGGAUCCCAUUCUUCUGCUAAUAGUGUACUCAAAACAGACGGAGAGGAACUUGUCUCCAGAAGCUAUUGGGACACGCUGAGACGUAACACAAGCCAAGCGCUCUUUUCAGACCUUGCAGAGCGUGCUGAUGACAUCACAUGUUUAGUAGCAGAUACUACACUUCUUGUACACUUUUUUGGAAGGAAAGGAAAAGCUGAGCUGAACUUUGAAGAUUUUUAUAGAUUCAUGGAUAACCUCCAAACAGAAGUUCUAGAAAUAGAAUUCCUUUCCUACUCUAACGGGAUGAAUACUAUCAGUGAAGAAGAUUUUGCUCACAUUCUUUUGAGGUAUACUAAUGUGGAAAAUACAUCCAUAUUUUUGGAAAAUGUGCGUUACAGUAUACCUGAAGAAAAGGGCAUCACAUUUGAUGAAUUCAGAUCAUUUUUCCAGUUUUUGAAUAACCUAGAAGACUUUGCAAUAGCCUUGAAUAUGUAUAACUUUGCAAGUCGUUCUAUAGGGCAAGAUGAAUUUAAGCGUGCCGUCUAUGUAGCCACUGGCCUGAAACUUUCACCACAUUUAGUGAACACUGUCUUCAAGAUUUUCGACGUUGACAAAGAUGAUCAAUUAAGUUAUAAAGAGUUUAUUGGAAUUAUGAAAGACAGACUCCAUAGAGGAUUCCGGGGUUAUAAGACAGUUCAGAAGUAUCCUACUUUCAAAUCCUGUCUGAAGAAGGAACUUCAUAGCAGAUAAGUACUCCUAAGAGAAAGCUUGAAGCAUCGUUGUCUCCGUGGAGGAUGCAACAAGCAAAACUUUCAGAGACUGGUGGAAGCAGGUCUCAGAUCACAGCACGUAGAAAGGAAGCAAAAGGUGAAACGCUACGAAAAGUAUAUUUUUUUCUUGAACUGAGUCCUCAGAUGUAGCACAGAUGAGUUGUAUCUUCUAACUACAAAGGUUAUGUUAUCAAGUUGCGCUUUUGCCUUGAUUUAGUGAACUUUGCACUUCUUCAUUCCUUUCAGGAGUAUAUCCAUACUUCUAAUAACUAUAUAGGAAUAUAUUUUAAAUAUUUUUUCUUAUUUAUUAGAAAUUUGUGUCAUUUCAAAAUAAUAUAUUACUCACGGACUAUAGAUCACCUAAAAAUGAACAACACUUUUUUUUUUUUUUUUU
Messenger RNA from Trichechus manatus latirostris (Florida manatee), 2007 nucleotides. It is a transcript of the gene MICU3, whose product is annotated as mitochondrial calcium uptake family member 3. Gene Ontology annotation, molecular function: calcium ion binding. Gene Ontology annotation, cellular component: uniplex complex. The transcript has 15 exons. Gene Ontology annotation, biological process: mitochondrial calcium ion homeostasis; calcium import into the mitochondrion. NCBI's taxonomy places the organism in Eukaryota, Metazoa, Chordata, Mammalia, Sirenia, Trichechidae. Bases 1 to 1593 code for a protein of 530 amino acids. The record is from RefSeq and is a predicted model, not a curated record.